GGGAGAGUGAGUGCAGUCUUGGAGUUGCUCUCGUCUUCUGUAGCCGCCGAGUCAAUUCCGCCGGCACCAUAGUUUCCGUCGAACGGGAAAAGGACGCGGUUGUUUUCGGACCAAAAUUUGCAGUUAAGAGACGCGAGAACCUCCGGAUAACCGAUUUUCUUUGAAAAAAUGGCGGCGUUCGACUCGCCGGAAUACUAAAGAGCAUGAACAUAGGGGGAGGUGGAAGGGUUGCCUUGACGCCAUGUCUCUCCAGAAUCUCCUGUGCGGAGAAGACGCGAGCUUCGUCGACUCAGACGAAUGCGCCUUUCUCCCGUCCGAGACUGAUUUUCCAGCGACAGUGGAUGACGAUGAGGACGAAGACGAGUCGGUCGCGGUGUUCCUAGGCUUCGAGGGUGAGUUCUUGCCAGGGAUCGGUUUCCCGGCCAGCCUGAGGAGCCGCCCGUUUGAGGCCUCCGCUCGGCGGGAGGCCGUCGAUUGGAUCCUUGAGGUUCGCUCGUACUACAGUUUCAGUCCCCUGACGGCGUACCUGGCCGUUAACUACAUGGAUCGGUUCCUGUCCGUUCAUUGCUUGCCGCAAGCAAAUGGAUGGCCACUGCAACUGUUAUCGGUAGCUUGCUUGUCACUAGCUGCUAAAAUGGAGGAGACAGUAGUCCCUUCUCUGGUAGAUCUGCAGGUUGGGCAAACAAAAUUCAUCUUUGAACCCCGCACCAUUUGCAGAAUGGAGCUCCUGAUCCUGACCAAGCUGAAUUGGAAGCUGCGAUCUGUCACGCCUUUCAAUUUCAUUGAUACGUUCGCUCGGAAGAUCGAUUCGAGCCGACUGUUCACGAGAUUUCUUGUAUCCCGUGCGAACCAGCUAAUUCUUGAUACAAUCCGAGUGGUUGAUUUCGGGGACUUUCGACCGUCGUCCAUAGCUGCCGCUGCUGCUCUUCGUUCUGCUGAUGAGAUCCCAGAUCUUGCUAGGACUGAUCAUGGAAGUGCUGCAUCUUGGGGCACUGGAAUGGACAAGGAUAGCAUAAGCAACUGUUGUAGACUGAUGCAAAAUAAUUUGACUGAAAGUGACCAUAGGAGCGCGUCCAUGACUCCACCAAAAUUCAGAGUCACCAUUCCUCAAAGUCCCGUUACAGUGUUGGAGCGUAACGAAGGAUCCUCAGCAGUCUCUUCUUCACCUUCAUAUUCUUCCUCCAACAAAAGGAGAAGACUGAACUAAGAGCAGAAAAAUAAGUGAUGGUCAUAGUAAUAAAAAAGAAAAAAAAAAGUGGUAAAGAUGGGAAAAUAGUAUAGCCUGUGUAGAGUUGUUUGAGUGGUGCAGGACCCGAAGUAUUUUUUUCAAAGGGUUCCGAUGCUUGAUAACCAAAAACAAAAAAAAGGGAAAGACACCCAGCUACCGAUAUCUGUUCCGGGUGUUUUUUCGGAUAUUUGUUGUUUACAGCUUUUAAUUCCUUUUGGGCUUGUUUUUAUUAUUAUUAUUAUUAUUAUUUAUAUGUGGUAUUUUUCUGGAGGGGUUGAAAAUGAGGUGAAAAGAUAGGGAUGAAGAGGUCAAGGGUGGCAAUUAAUUGUCAGCUGAAGAAGAGGGAAUGGUGGGUUGUGUGUGGGGGUCCCCCAUGUUGGAGUUGCAAAGACAGGAAGGGGAAGACCUUGGAUGGAAAAGUGUGGUUUAUUGAGUCAUCAUGGGCAGGCAGGUUCCCCCACUCACCUACCAUCAAUGCAUUAUGGGUGUGUGCUGAUGAGGAGUGGGAGUUGAGUGUGAUUGAUUUUUGAUUCAUUUUUAAUGUAAUUUCUGGUUGUUUCUCAUAAUAUCAAUUAAUGAAUUCUAUUGGUUUCAUAUAA
This is a messenger RNA of Nymphaea colorata (pocket water lily), 1827 nucleotides long. Its product is annotated as cyclin-D1-1. The coding region runs from base 242 to 1207 and encodes 321 amino acids. NCBI's taxonomy places the organism in Eukaryota, Viridiplantae, Streptophyta, Magnoliopsida, Nymphaeales, Nymphaeaceae. The record is from RefSeq and is a predicted model, not a curated record. Gene Ontology annotation, molecular function: cyclin-dependent protein serine/threonine kinase regulator activity. Gene Ontology annotation, biological process: mitotic cell cycle phase transition; regulation of cyclin-dependent protein serine/threonine kinase activity. The transcript has 6 exons. Gene Ontology annotation, cellular component: nucleus; cyclin-dependent protein kinase holoenzyme complex; cytoplasm.